Messenger RNA from Mya arenaria, 1730 nucleotides. RefSeq names its product cilia- and flagella-associated protein 57-like. The record is from RefSeq and is a predicted model, not a curated record. The transcript has 7 exons. The coding region runs from base 279 to 1025 and encodes 248 amino acids. NCBI's taxonomy places the organism in Eukaryota, Metazoa, Mollusca, Bivalvia, Myida, Myidae.
CGAGUCUCCAGAAAGAGAUUGACGACCACAAGGAGGAGAUCAAGAAGUACCAGGCUGAGAAGGCUAAACUGGAGUCGAUCAUCCGCAACCUGGAGAAGGACAUUCUCGGUCUGAAGAAGGAGAUCCAGGAGCGUGAUGAUACCAUCCAGGAUAAGGAGAAGCGUAUCUACGACCUUAAGAAGAAGAACCAGGAGCUUGAGAAGUUCAAGUUUGUGCUGGACUACAAGAUCAAGGAGCUCAAGAAACAGAUCGAGCCACGCGAGACUGACAUCAAGAACAUGAAGGAGCAGAUACAGGAGAUGGAGUCUGAGUUGGAUCGCUUUGACAAGUUGAACACGCAGCUUGAGCUGAAUAUCACGGAGUUGAGGCAGAAACUGAAGGCCACAGACAAGGAGAUGCACCAGGAAAGACAGCGGGUACGCGACAAGGAGGCCGUUGUGAAGCGUUUCAAGACGGACCUGCACAACUGCGUCGGCUACAUUCAGGACCCCAAGAUGCUGAAGGAAUCUAUCAAGGCUCUCUACACUAAACACGUCCAGGAAGACAUUGAUUUCUUGACUAAACUUACUGAGUCUGCGAGUGUUGACGCCGAUAUCCAGAAGGAGUACAGCCGACAGAGGGAGCAUCUUGAGCGCUCUGUGGCCUCGUUGAGAAAGAAGCUUGCCAAGGAUUCUGAGAUUCACCGAGCUGACAACGUCCGCAUCAUGCAGGAAAAUGUUUCAUUGAUCAAGGAAAUAAAUGACCUUCGUAAGGAGUUGAAGAUUGCCAGAACACAGAUCCAUGACCUUGAGGCUGCGAUUAAACAGAACAUGAAGAAGGAAAAAGGUGGAGAGUAUCCCGAUAUCUACACUGUCAUGCUACGAGCGCCGAACGCUAUGGCGGAGUCGGAAAUUGAGGAGAGAAAUAAGAUCAUUAAUAUGCAGAAGCUUGAAAUUCGCAAGCUUCGUCACGAAAUAGAUACAGGUUCUCGACCGUCGUCUUCGUCACGGCUUCCCCCAAUGCAUCCAGUCGAUUCUUCAGCAUAACUGCCUUAUAGACACUUUCAAAUGAUAGAUUUUAUAGUUUUUGAGAACAAUUGAAAUGUGUUACAUUGGAGAAUGAAUGGAUGUCACUUUUUAUCAUGAUGUAAUUUAUUUAAGAUAAAAAACUGCAAUUUGUUUCUAUGGUCACUUUUUCAUUUAACUUCCUCCUUACAUAUAAAAUUUUAUAAUGUUUGUAUACAUGCAAAUCUUAUUGCGAUAACAUUUGUUUUUAGAAUGGUCUGAAAACUUAUGCAAAUGUUAAACAUUCCAAAUGUGAAUUAUUGAUAGUAUGUAUAGUAUUGUUUUAAGUUAUAAAAACUUUGUCAGCAAUAAAGAGUCCUGUCAUGGGAGGUUUUUUGAUAAUCAACUUAAACAAUAUUUAACCCAGUGAUCGAAACAAAAAUCAAACUUAUAUCAAUACAUGCAUGUAAAAAGGAAUGUAAGUAAAUUUUACAAAAAAUAAGAAAAUAGCUACAACUGAAAAUUGUCCUUUUCCUUCACUGGACUCAUGUUUUGCACACAAGUAUAAUUUCAUAAAUGUUUAAUACAAGAAUAUUUUGAUGUUGAAAAGCAUCAUUGUGAAUGUACUUACUUCAUCUGUGAUAUUGUUUUACACCGUCCUAUUUUAUCUAUGGAAAAAAUGUUUACUGUUUUAAUGUGUUGAAUUAUUGAGUAAUAAAAUAUAUGCAUCUUGAAAAAGAUAUUUCU